AUAAACAAAAUGCAAACCAACUGACUCGGAGAAGGGUAUUCGCCAGAUUAAAUCCAUAGUUUCCCCAAGUCAUACCCAAUCUUUUUGCCCUCGUCCAGUCGCCAGCCUCGCCGCCGCCGCCGCCGUCGACCUGUUGCAGCUGCCACCGGAGGGCUCUCCUCUGCUGCUGUCUCGUACUGGUGCCGUGGCCGCUGCAGUCCUCGCUGCUACCAGGUACUCUGAAUAAUGGCAUGCAUGGGCGGGAGUUGUAGCACUAUACAUGGACAUCACACAUCACACGUUAUAAAUUAGUCUUAGGCUCAUUCUUAAUGUCUUAAUAGAUAUAAAGUCAAUGUUGACAUUGUGGUUAUGCAUUGCAUUUUCAUUCUCAUUUUCAUUUUUUCAUGUUUUGAACUUUCUUUAUUACACUUGUUCUUGAUAUUGUGGUUUAUCUCAUAGCGAUGCCUCCAAGGCGUCGUGGUCGCUGUGGGGGUCGUGGGAACAAUGGGGGCCGCGGUAACAAUUCAAAUGAGCAUAACACAGAGGUUGAUGGGAGCAGCCAUGGAGAUGCAGAAGCAUCCAUGAGCCAAUCUGCUAAUGAUAAUGAUGCCCCCGCUCCAAAUAUGACGCUCAGCAAGUGGUUGGCCAUGCGCUUGGACACAUUCGAUGGGACAGGGACACCCAUGGAUGCUGCAAGUUGGUUGCACACAAUGGAGAAGUAUAUGGGUGCAACAGUGAUGACCCCACAAGAGAGGGUUAUCUUUGUAGCUUUUCAGUUGAAGGGUUUGGCUGAUGAUUGGUGGGAAGGUGUUCGUGUAGCUUGGACUCCAGUCCAUGGACCGCCUACAUGGGAAGUUUUUGUUAAACAAUUCACUGCUAAGUACUACCCAACUUCAUUCAAGGAGAAGAUGGAUGUUGCCCUAAGAAAUAUCAAGCAAGGGGACAAGACCGUGGAUGAGUAUGAGACUGAAUUUAGUAAGAUUGUUCACUUUGUGGAUCAUAUUAAUCAGAAUGAGCCUGAGAAAACUAGGAGAUUUUUCGAAGGUCUCAAUUCAGAAUAUUGACAUGUCAUGGGGGCGAAUCGACCAAAAGAUUAUUUACUGUGGUUGAGCAGGCUAGGGGAACGGAGUUACAAAUUCAGCUCAUAAAAGCAGAGGAAGCUCGUACAAGUGGUAUCAGUGCCACCAGUGGUGGGCACAAGAGGAGCCAUCGAGAUGGAAAUGAGCUUAGCGAGGGACCUGCUGUCAAGAAGUCCAAGCAAGAUGAACAAUCUCAGCACACAUCUAAACCUAUGUCUCAAUUUUCUUCACCGUCCCAUGGCACGAGAACAAAAUUCAUGCGUCCCGCUCCAGGGCAAGGCAUGAAAGGUGUGGGCAAAACCACCGUGCCUCGGAGUGUGAUUUUUCUGGGACAUGUAACCAUUGCGGCAAGUAUGGUCAUAUGACAGUUGUUUGCAAGGACAACCCGAACUCCAUCAUCAAGUGGCAAUUGACAACCCCUUCUUCGGAAGAUUCUUCAGCAAGUGGUUCCUCUCAUCCUGCAAGUUUGGGUCGAUUGGACGCAGCCCCCAAGUGUCGGGUGCGUCCAAUGACAAGUUUUGGGUUGAU
Messenger RNA from Brachypodium distachyon (stiff brome), 1586 nucleotides. RefSeq lists its product as uncharacterized. The record is from RefSeq and is a predicted model, not a curated record. NCBI's taxonomy places the organism in Eukaryota, Viridiplantae, Streptophyta, Magnoliopsida, Poales, Poaceae. The transcript is spliced from 2 exons. The coding region runs from base 441 to 1043 and encodes 200 amino acids.